CCUUUGGCCUUGGGCCAGUGUGGUGCACUUCUCUUGGAACUAGCAACUCUCACAGAAUUCAUGAAGAAGAGUCAUGCCUCUCACAGCCGCCCUUCAGGCUAGACUAGCAAAGAAAGGGCUGAUCAAAGGACCCAGUGCCCCAUCAGCAGAGCCUACUGAUGAGAACAAGCAGCCGUCCAAACCCGUAUGCCCCAAUCAAGACAAUCUGUACCAUCAAUGCUCACAAUUCUGUGUGGACAAACACGGCAUUGAGUUGAGCUCUGCAAGAGUGAACAUCAUCUUACCCGCCAACUGGAAGAAAGUAAAAGAUGACAAAAGCUAUUUUUGGAACACCAAGUCGAAUGAAGUAACAUGGUAUCCACCCAAUGGAACACAAUUUCUGAAUGCACCUGAAAAUAAUGAGAGCCCAGAAAACAACGAAAGACCUCCACCUGUUGAGGAGAUCCAGUCACCACUGGAAGAUAACUUGAUCGCAAAGGCAGCAAAAGACAAGAAGAGGCCAGCACCGUAUAGCAAGCCCGAGAGGAGUAAAAGGUACAAAGGUCGUGAUAAUGAUGAUGGGGAUCUCGACCCAAUGGACCCUGCAUCGUACUCAGAAAUACCAAGAGGAUCGUGGAAGUCUGGGCUAGAGGUAUCUGGUGAUGCAAAAACAGGAGUUGACAGCACUGCAAGUGGGCCGCUGUAUCAACAGAGACCCUAUCCUAGUCCUGGAGACAUUUUAAGAGCUAAUCAAAAAGCACAAAAUUGAACGAAUACUUCUUUUUUCAUUAUUCCAAUUUACGAUUAAUUUGCGAUUUACGAUUAAUUGCUGCGUGUCAUUACCUUCUUCUAUCAAACCUUACUUACCUUUACCUUACAAAGUAAGGCUUACUUUUAGUAGUUAGUGACGCUUGUAAUAAUUGUUUGAGUGUGAUGAUAUCGUAAACCGAAAACUCUGCUGUUGAUCGGAUUCGAACUCGCAACCUUCGAUCUUAACCUCAACGCUUUAACCGCUGGGCCACCCGAACCCACAACGUCAACAUAAAUUAUAUUAAUUGUCAUGCGCAGAUAUCAAUGUUUGUUUACAAUCACAUGAUGAUUCAGUACCAGAUAGUGAUCACACAAGUACGUAAGGCCAAUUAACUAUUUCUACUCUCUUCUCUGCUAUUAUUGCUGACUAUUAACUCCGUUCUUAGACUCAUAUAAGAUGUGCUGAGUAAUAAUUGGAGCCUGCGAGUACGUGGGCAAACAAAUUGCCAAGUGUUUCUACAAGUGCACUGGCAAGGGGGAGGGUGACGACGAGGCUAUGAAGACGACCAAUGGGAUUGACGCCGGAGGGUACGAGGAAACAAAGGAUGAACGAAAGCGGAGGGAGCAAGAGGACAGGGCGUAUGAGGCGCUCCAACAGCGUGACUCGUAUGGAUGACGCUAGAGGGUCAGCUGUGUGUUGGCCCAGAAACACUCAUACCAUAUAAUAUAUUUUAACUCAACAUAGAGUACAAUUCAUGAUAGCUCACACCUCAAGCUGUUUCAGUGGGUGUGUGCUGGAAGCUGUUAUUGUACACUCUCAAUGUUCACAAGGUCUAUAAGUUUAUUUAUUUCUGUGUAAGAAGUCUCACAUGAUUGAGUACACCUCAAGCGCACUGUGUCAGUGUACUCAUGAUGACUUUGUCACUUCACCUUCAUGUACAAUUGUACUGAUAAUAAAUAUUUUCUAUUGUAAUUGAA
Halichondria panicea is the source of this 1707-nucleotide messenger RNA. RefSeq names its product polyglutamine-binding protein 1-like. The transcript has 9 exons. Gene Ontology annotation, molecular function: protein binding. Lineage: Eukaryota; Metazoa; Porifera; Demospongiae; Suberitida; Halichondriidae. The coding region runs from base 74 to 748 and encodes 224 amino acids. The record is from RefSeq and is a predicted model, not a curated record.